AAUUUAUAAGAAUGUCCUAGUUACUGGGAAUACCAGAUACAUUAAUAGGAUAAAAGUAGCUGACAAAAUAGGGAAAUAAGAAAUUCUAAUAUAAGCUAUGACAGGAAAAAUUUUUGGACUUUUUUCCAGGGAGAACUGUUACUGACUUCCAUGCUAAAGCAACUAUUUGAGUCCUAGAAUCAGAUUAUCCACUUGACCCAAAGCCUGCUAGCAUUCUAGAAUGUGGUGAUUUUGACCUCUGACAAAAAAAUAACAGAACUCAUUUCAGCCAAUCAGAAACCAAACUUUUCAUUUCUCAUGGAAUAGUAUAAUAGAAGACUCUAAAUCACGUUAAGUGUGGGUUGAGAAAGACAUAGUGGGAUUGAAACUGAAGCAGUCUGUUGUUAACUUUGCUUUGGCUUCUAACAAGAAGGCUUUAGAUUCAGAAGGUGUCCUGCAUUGGUCUUCCACUGGACGCAGUGAGAGGAGUGAGAGUCCUCCAGCCUCUAGCUAGAAACUCGCAGACCACGCAAGAGAUGGAGAAAAGAGAACUAAAGGUGUCUGUUCCAAGAUUUGACAAGAUUCCCUGGUUUAGUGAGGCCAGCUUCAUGAACAAGCCAUUAGUGCUCAGCCUCCCCAAAAGAUAUCCUCAUUCCUCUGCCACUUUUCUGGUUGCAUCCAAGAAGGACAUGAAUUUGCCAAUUUUGUUCCAAGUUCCAGAUAUCUUAUCUAAGGCCGGGUGGAACCAGAACGACCCCACGCUGAUCAGAAACAAGCAGCUGUGCUCCACAUGUCGAGAUGUGAAAAUGGUGCAACCAAAAACUCUAAUAAUCCCUGAUGAUCUGAAACUAUCCUUUGCAAAUAUUAUGAAUCAUAGAAUGAUGAGUCUCCAUCAGCCAAAAGCCCAGAUUGUACCCAAACGGUCUCGUGAUGACAUCCUAACAGAGAACGUUCACUACAGACUGCCCAUUCUGGGCCCCAGGACAGCUGUCUUCCACAGACUUCUGUCAGAUGCCUACGAAACCCUGCAGGAGACACAACUCUCUUCCCUGCCCAGGAAAGAACCAGUGAACAAAGCAGUGAGUCAGUGAGUGGUGGGCACUCAUCACCUUCCAGAUGCUGAGAGAGAAAGCCGCCUCACCCAGUGAGGUUCUGACACUAGUGCCUUCACAUCACUUCCUCUUAGUAUGAACAAGGUGACUCAAUUUUGCCUCUUAACCAUUGUUAAGGUUCUAGCUCUUACCAGUAUCUUCUCAUUUCUCCUAAAGAUAAAAUAGUUUAAUGGACAUGAUUGUAAACAUGUGAUGAUUAAAAUGGAACAUUUUGAGUGUCA
Messenger RNA from Bubalus bubalis (water buffalo), 1312 nucleotides. RefSeq names its product chromosome 5 C1orf105 homolog (gene C5H1orf105). The transcript is spliced from 7 exons. Bases 516 to 1070 code for a protein of 184 amino acids. The record is from RefSeq and is a predicted model, not a curated record. Lineage: Eukaryota; Metazoa; Chordata; Mammalia; Artiodactyla; Bovidae.